This is a messenger RNA of Trichogramma pretiosum, 2728 nucleotides long. Its product is annotated as putative leucine-rich repeat-containing protein DDB_G0290503. NCBI's taxonomy places the organism in Eukaryota, Metazoa, Arthropoda, Insecta, Hymenoptera, Trichogrammatidae. Bases 528 to 2015 code for a protein of 495 amino acids. The transcript has 5 exons. The record is from RefSeq and is a predicted model, not a curated record.
UUCAGCAUGUGAAUUGUGGCAUUGGAUAUAUUUCGUGCGAUAUAGGAGUUGUGCAUGAAAUCAUCGGAAAACAAAUGACGGUAAAGUCAAGAUUCGAGUGAGGGAGAGAAGGCCGGAUUACUCACGCGCCGACGGGGCCCCGUUAAUUCGAAAAGACGAUCGAACCGAGUGCACCGACUUUUAUUGAUCCAAUAAAGUGUUUGUUUUCGAUUGUCACUUUUGCCAACUAUCGCGAAAGUCUAGUGCUCCGUAUAUCGACUAAACGAUUAUUAAAGCAAUAAUUUACUAGAGCUGGCCUGCAGCACUGUCCUAUGCUUGCAGGUACUUGUCCGAGAGAUAAGCUCCGACUAACUUAUUACGUGUUUGAAUUGCAACGAUUGAUGGGUUUUUGCAAAGUUAAGUCCGCUAGAAUUUCGACGGAGUAAGCUCGUUGCUCGAAAUCAUAUCUUCACUCUGCGUGUUCUUAGCCGGUGGGAUGAAACCAACUUAACCUGGAAACGAUCAUACACAAAGGGACUACAUCGUAGAUGAUAUUAACCGAAUCAGCACUUUUCGAAAACUUCAAAAUGACGUCUACAAAGAAGAAUCACGAGUCGCGUCUUGAAAAAAUGAUUCUUUUUACAUUACUGUUUACUACGCUUUUGUAUUCUGUGAGUACUGCUGCUGUUAAUACACAAGUUAAGAAUGGAAUUAAAACUUUGAUGGAUCAUGCAAAUCAUUGUGACACAGUUAAAUUUGUGCUAGACUCUGUAACUCUAAGUUCAUGUAAAAACUUAACUCUGCCAGUUAAUCAAGAAGAUAAAACAGAUUUAAUGUGCAUUUUAAUGUUUGACAUUGCAGAAAAAACUUGCAUAUAUAAUAGUCAAUUGAAUACAUGGAAACGUGGAAGUAAUUAUGAAAUAAAAGUUCCAGAAACAGGACAAAUAUUUGAUCAAAGCAUAAAAGAACUUGAGCCAACUGGAAACAAAUUUGAGGAGUUCAUAGAAGAUAUUUGUCAAAAUGGAAUAAAUUACCUAAAUCAGUUGAAUAGUUUAGUGGAAACAAAUCAAAGUAUUGUUCCUAUCAUGCAAAAUAUGACAUCAAAGUUAUCAAACCCGAUAAAAUGUGCUUAUUUUUGUGAAAAAACCCCAAAAACUACUGUUGAGCCAAUAUGUUUAAUAUUAAAAUGGGCUGGUGAUUUAUUAAAAGAUCAAAAACCUAUUGAUCAAAUUAUUCAUCAAGAAGAAAAUACUUCAAGUCCUCAAAAUGUUGAAAAUGAUAAAAAAAAUGUAAAUGAAAAAAAAAAUGAAAAUGAUACUAAAAUGAAAGUGCAAAAUACAGAAAAGGUAUCUACAAAAUCAGCUGAUUCUGUUAGUCAACCUAAAGUUCAACAAGUUCAAGUUGAAAAAACUCUUGAAAAUCCAACGCAAGCCAUCAACAAAAAUUCAGAAAAAACUGAAGAUACCAAUGAUAAAAUUGCGGAUAAAGUAAACCCAUUACAAGAUACCAAAAAAACUGACAUCAUAACAGGCCAGUCUUCAACUGAUACUAACUCUAAGCAAAUAGAUGAUUCACCUAACGUUGCAGAAGAUCAAAACCCUGAUAAUGAUAUUAAUUCACUUGAAAACCAUCAAGCCAAAAACGGAAAUGAAAACGAUGAAGAUACAAACGAACAAGACGAUAUGGAUGAAAAAGAAGAUUUAGAUAAAGCAUCUCAAUCUCAAGGCAGAGGUAACUCGCAAGUUGAUCUGAGAAAGUUUCGUGAUUCAGCUAUGGAGGAUAUCAUUCAGCGCCAAGAGGAGGAAUCCCAUUACUUUGCUUAUUUUACAACUAUUUCUCUGAUUUGUUUCAUAUUGUAUAUUGGUUAUCACAAUAAACAAAAGUUGUUUGCCAUGAUUUUGGAAGGUAGACGUUCAAGGAGAGGUAGAGGUAGUAGAAGAAGACCAAGUACAGCGAAUUAUCGUAAGCUAGACUCAAACUUAGAAGAAGCUGUAACAUCUCAGUGUAACUCUAAUGCUACUAAUAUCAUUUAUUGAGUUGAAAUAAUUUUGAAAUUAAUUAUAAUUUGAUUUAAUUUAUAAACACAAAAUUAAGUUUUUUUUACAUCAAUAACCAAAAUAAUUUGGAUGAAAGUGGUAGUCGAAUGUUUAAGUUUAAAAACGUUUCAAUUGUGUACAGUUAUACAUUUUUUCAUUUAAAGUCAUUUACUUUUGUAAAUAAUCAAUUAAUUUUUGACUCAACAGUGCCCUUGUAAUCGAUAGUAUAUAGUAUUCUAUAGUUGUACUUAUGCAUUUUUUAUUAGAUUGAAGUAAAAACAGAACUUGUACAAUUUAUGUAAAAUAAUAACUAUUCCACUUUUGGAAGUAAGAAUUGUGAUUGCAAAAAUUUACUGAUAAUGUUAUAAUAAUUUAAAUAUUUAAUAUUAUUUAAGGUAUAAUUGUAUUAAGAUAUGUUUAAUACGUUGAUGCGUGUAAACCACAUUCAAUAGAUUGAUUGCACUAUGUAUUCAGUUUCUGUUCAAUAACAGUCAGCAAUCACGAAAUAUCAAUGAAAAUUUGUUACACAAAUUGUUCAAAAUGAAAAAAAAAACAUUACCUAAUGUUUUGCUCUAAAUCUAACCUAGUAAAAUUAUUGUUUUACUAAGUGUAAAUAAUACCUAGAGGUAGGCUUUUGUAUCACGAAACUACUUUAUAAUAAUUGAAGAUCACUUCUUAGACAAAAUAAACAAUGUUUAUUUUUCCAAGUAAAA